AUGUACACUGAGGGCAUCAAAUGCCGGAUAUUCUCCACCACGCUAACUGGACCUGCCCAGUUAUGGUUUGGGACGCUCGCCCCAAAUUCUAUUCAUUCAUUGGAGGAUUUACAAACGCAUUUUCUGAGGCAGUUCGCGAGCUCACGAAGGGUGGGGAAGUCAGCACUUUCCUUGAUGGAUAUUAAGCAAGAUCAGAAUGAAAUACUACGGGAGUAUACUGCUAGGUUUAAUCUCGCCGCUCUGGAGGUACCAGAGGCGGAAUCUCAGAUCAAGAAUUGCGCCUACGUCAGAGGGCUCAAGCCGGGGCUCUUCUUUGAUGAGCUGCAAAUUAGACCGGCCAGGGACUUCAAUGAUAUCAUGGCUAGGCUGCCAGGGUAUUUACAGUUGGAGGAUGCCAGGAUGGCAAGAAAGGCCGAAAAUGACAAACACAAGGCCAAAAAGGGUGAAGAAGCACCAGAGCGGAGCAGACACCAGGACCGGGUUCCUUUCAGAGGGUUGCCCCCAAAGGUGCCCCCUCCCCAAGCUGAAGUGCCACCUCGUGAGCAGCGCACUGUAAACGAAGUAACUCGUUUUGACGAGUACACUCCACUGAACAAACCACAUGAGGAGAUCUUUCAUUUGAUCAAGAACCAGCCGUACUUCAGGGCACCAGGGACUUACAGAGAUGGGCAGCUGCAACUAGGGCCUAAUAACAAGCUGUGUGAAUACCAUAACUCUUACGGGCAUUAUACCAAGCAUUGCGGGCACCUCAAGCACCAGCUGGAGUUUUUGGUGCAUCAGGGUAAUCUGGAUCAAUUUAUUGCCAGAGGGAAUGAAGGCCGAGAUCCGAGGCCAGAACAAAGAAAUGAACAAAGACAGGAUCAGGGGAACAACAGGGACCGCAGACCCGAAGAAAACCGGGAUAACCGCAGAGAAGGGGCAGAAAGGCAGGCACCUCCCUUCCCAUAUAGAAGGGAAGUCCAUAUGAUCUGUGGGGAAAAUGGGACACCCACAUCCAACAGGGCCAAAAAAUAA
Salvia miltiorrhiza (redroot sage) is the source of this 1014-nucleotide messenger RNA. RefSeq lists its product as uncharacterized. Bases 1 to 1014 code for a protein of 337 amino acids. The record is from RefSeq and is a predicted model, not a curated record. NCBI's taxonomy places the organism in Eukaryota, Viridiplantae, Streptophyta, Magnoliopsida, Lamiales, Lamiaceae. The transcript has a single exon.